ACCGGACCAACCGGACCGCUACUUGUGCGCGACCCCAAGAGUGCGUGAAGGAGUGCGCGCCGCGCCGACCGCGAUCCGAUCCGCCAACAGGAUAAGCGCCGACCCGCAGCGCCGCCGCCGACGAGUGAGUGCGCGAGAGUGAUAGUGUUGUGUUCAUGCCAUUUCCGCCCCGGCACCGGGACGCUUCGCAAGCAUGGUUUACAUUUCCAUGAAAGAACUGCUGCUCCCUCUCCUGAUUCUGUUCUCGUCAGUUGCAGCAGCAAAUGACCAACAACCGAUCGACAACAAUCUCCUUCCAGAGGCUAUGAGGCAGGUCGAUGUUAACAAAACAAUCGAAGAAGUCCAAGCCAUCCUUGCUAGGAAUUCCUCGCUGCCUCGACUAACACGUGGUGAGAUUCUAGCCCUUUUGCAAGAUGUCACAAAGAACGCCAUACCACCGGCUGUACACCAGCGAAAGGAAAAGAACAACAACCUUCUCCUAGUUAUGCCGGUCAAGAUCAACGGUACAAACCUUGAUAAUAUCUACUCCAUCACACCUGUGACUAAACUUGUCCGCCCUGGUCAAGAAACGGAAGCAGCUAGCUUCGAAACCUCGACGAAGCCCUACAACAAGAGAACGCAGAAACCCACAAACAAACCCGCCAGGCGCAGGAGACCAUCCACCACGACCGAAAGCAGUAAAGGCUUCUCCCGAUUCUCGUUGUCUGACCUCAUCCGUACCACCACGCAAGCCUUCACCAAGUCGCAAGCUUACAUGCCAGUAACAACAAUGAGGCCGAACGUGGGCAUGUACCUGAACUACGUCACGAGGCAGCCACAGCCAUCUUCGACAGAGGUGAGGGGUCAGAACUUCGAACUGCCAGACAGCAUAAAAACCAACCUCCAAGCAUUUGAUCUUGGUAAUAAUAAGUUCAGUGCAAAGAAUAAGAGUGCAGAUAACUUCCAAAACAACUUCCAGCUCAUACAAAACAUAUCAUUCGAUUCUCCACCACAAGACACGAAGUUUGGUAUGGGGGCUGUCUCGACAGCUAUCAGGGUCAGUGAGAAUGUGCCUGGACUCGACCAAGCCAGACCUGUUUUCACGCAUCCCACAAUGAUAUCUCUGACUGAUCCAAAUGACAAGACCGUCGAGAAGACGGUUUACAACCACAAACCCAGUGAGAGUCCCGAAUACAACCACAAGCCCAAACCGUCGGACUUCUCAUUGAACCAAUUCGCAGAAGAGGAUUCUUUCCCAAGCUCCACGAAGACGUCAAAGAUUAAGAUGAAGGUGACAACCACGCCCCCAACGUCCACCACGACAGAAUUUUCGAUGUCCGUACCGCCCGAUGCACUCACCCCAGAGAUGAAGAACAUCCUUGUAUCCCUAGGAUUGUUGAAUCCCGAAACCGGGAAAAUCAUUCAAGAAACUCCGAAACCUACCGAUACUCCUGAUCUGUCAUCAAAUCUCUUCAACCUGAAGCCGAUGAGUCCCUCGGUAGAUCCAGAGUCUUACUCGAAGUUCAAGCCUAUCCCUGUGGACGACGCAAACCCGAAAUCCAAUAAUAUGGGUCUCAGCAGUGACAUGAAGGACUUCCUUUCUCAAUUCGGUCUCUUGCCUGAAUCCAAGAGUGCGAAGAAGAGCCAUGAAUUCGACUACUCUCACAGGGGUCAGAAGGCUCUGCAGUUCAACCGAGACUACUUGAACAACGAAACAUCUAAUGAAUUCUUAAGCGAUCUAGCAAGUCUUGAGCUGGACUCAGCGAAUGAUUCGUUCAACGACCCCUCAGACGAGGCGUCCCAUAAUGUCAGCCUCAGCACAGACAUGCUGUCUGAUGACAUGAAAGACGUUCUCCAGAACCUCGGGCUAAUCGAGGAGACGAUGGCUCUGAAGGGGAAUAAAUUGUCGAAACAGCACGUUUUCAAUCCCGCUGUCCACACGGCGCUCUUGAAAGACUCGACAGAGGCGAAGAAAAUUAAAAAGCUCUGGCACGCCAUCACGGAUCUUUCGAGAGACAACAAAACGAACGACCUCUCGCAAGACGAGCUGAAAAUCAAGAUUGAUAACAUCACGACGACCGUGUUGACUUCGAAUCAAACGCACGAAAGCUACAUCAUGAAGAUCCUUCGUCAGAAGAAGAAACCUGGCAACGAGACGGCUGCUAUUGAGAGCAUCAAGGCAGUGACGAAAAAUAUACCGACGGAGGAACCUAAAGAUCCGGAGAAGGCUUUGGAAGAGCUAGAGAAUUCUGGCGUGGAAGACUUCGAAACGGAGGCGAUCGUAAAACUGGACGAUGGCUCUUCAACGGAGUCCGAGAACCCCAAGGACGACGACGAGAUGGAGAUGAUGAACUCAAGCUCAAACCCUAGCUUCGUCCCCCCGAUCGGCUCCUCAUCGGGGAACCUGAAUCAAGUCAUGGACCCACCAGACCCUCUCUCAUCUCAUGAGCUGCAGAUCCUCUAUGAGAACCACCAAAAGACUGAGUUCAAGCGACAGCAGCCGUCAAAUGAUUCCGACACGUCUUCAACGACCGUCACGGAAACGAGCCCCACAUCCUCCAUAACCGAAACCACCUCUAGUGACAUUACCACCACCUCCGGGGCAUCUACCACAUCUGGCGCAUCCUCGACUUUUACCUCGGAGGGGUCGUCGACAUCCGGUGACUCAACGUUGGAGACCUCCACAACCCGUGGCGAUGACGAGAAGGCCGAGCUGCCGUCCGGCACAGACAGCAGUGCUUCCGCGUCCAUAGACCAGCUAGCCGAUUCUUUUGGAGGAGCUAGCGUGGCCAGCAAUCCACCAACAGACGAGGAACUCCCCGCUGCGACACUGAGGCCGAACGGUCUCUACUUUUACGUCGACUGGAACACGUUUUUAAACGUCGGCGAGGAAGACAAGAAGCCUGUUAACCUGAAAUUUGCCCCGAAGGUGGGGAACCCACGGUUGUUCUUACCCAUCACUGUACCUUAAAGGAAGUGCCAUUCGAAAUGAGUUUUGCCAAAGGUGAUAUACACCAUGUUGGUUGCUGCGUUACCUCCAAAUUAGGUUUAAUUUCCUAGGAGAAAUAGCAACUAAUAUCUGAAAUGAAAGUUCUUAAGGUUUUUGCAAAAGUAUCAGUACUAGAAAAAUCUUUCGAGACUAUCGUUUCUGCUAUGUCGCUCUCAUAUUGAGAAUACAACAUUUUCUACCAUUGAUUGUUAAAAAAGAUAUUUUUCUCUUAGAGCUUUUUAUUCUGGUACUCACAAUUAUUUAAAUAGGAGUUUAAAUGUUUACUGACAAGGCGUUCCGGAAAGUCAAUAAAUAAUUUUAUUAACUUGCUAUUCCGUCUUGAUGGAGGUAUCAAACAUGAUUCAUGUUAUUUUUUGAUCUUAUGAGUGCAUGCUUAUUGUUAAGUGAUACCCAAACCAUUGUUUCAUAGAAAAAUGAGUGGCUGCAAAAAACAAAACAAAAAUUUUAAACGGAUCCAUAUUGAGUCGCAAUAGUUAUCGUCAGUAUUUUUCCUAAAAUGAUAAAUAUUCGAUGGAUUGGUUUUAGUUGGAUUCAGCCGAUGUGAGUUGAAGAAUUUUUCACAGAAUAAUUAAUUAACUUACGUAAACUCAAAAUUAUCUUAAAAGCACUGAGAGAAGAUGUUUUAAUGUUGUAUUUGAUAAUGUUUGAUCUAUCUAGAAAAGAUAGGUUUCCUCGUUCUUUUAUUUCAUCUAAGAAAAGAGUAGAGAUUGAAUUGUUUCAUUCGGCGUGCCAUUCCUCAAUGACAAGUUGCUGAGUACGAAUGGGGGUACUUUUAAAAGUCGGAACUGUAUUAAAAUGUAUUUGAGGGUUACCUCUCUAUAUCAAUCGACAGGUAUUUCUAAUGUAAUGUUUUUAAUAUCCCGGAGAACUGUUUUUAUCUACCCCUUCCUGUGUCUGUUAGAAAUAACAAAUUAUAAAUGCCCGGUGCUGAAAAAAGGCUCGUCUUCAGGUUGAGAUGUCCUUCAUUUUUUUCUACCCAAUGUGUUUACAAACAAUCAUUUCGCAAGGUAACCAUUUUGUACGGAAUCAGAAUACCAAAAAUAAAGUAUAUUUAGAUAUACAUAUGUUUUUUGGCUUGGGAAGCCAAAUGCAAAAUAUGAUUAUGACUUUCGAUUUUAUCCCACUGCUUGACAUUCAGUGAUUCGCCAGGGAGGUUUCCUCUUUCGUCGAGAAUAUUGGCCAACCAGAUUCAUGAUUUGGAGAGCCCAUAAAAACACGACUCAACCUGAACAAAUGAGACUGAUUUUCCUCGGGCGCCUUAUACAUAAAACUGUGAUAUGUGAAUGUUAGUCAAGUAGUCUGAGUUAAUAAGUUAUUAUUACGUCCAUAGACAUUAAAUUAAAGGCAAAUAUUUAUUUUCAUAGUGAAGUAAGUUAGUUUUUAGAGAAAAAAGUUCAAUAUUGGUCUUCGUCAUUUUAGGGUAAUUUUUUUGUUGCUUAGCUUUGUGAAGUGACCGAAAUGUUCACUCAUUCUUGGAAAAGAUAUAUGUUAAUGAGCAAAAUCUGACUUCAGGGUGAUUCAGCGUCACUUUGAAAUACAUUUUAUAACCAUUCGACAAAUCUAAAACUUUACAUUCUGUUUCAAUUUUUUUGGUCAAUCAAUGAUCCGUGAGAAACUAAAUAUUUCUUAAAUUAGGUAAAAGUAUUAACGUGUUGCCAAAUUGUUAGUUUUUAUUUUACCGUUUAGAACGUGCGACUAAUUAUCACUGUGCUUAUUUUUAGUCCCUAAUUAUCAAAAUCACUCGUCAUCAACCACUUCAGCAAAUCGAAACGAGAAGAGGCAUCCUCAAUUUCGUUAAAUGUUAUCUCUUACCCUACCCGAAAUCUCCUCACACCGAGAAGUAUGUCUUUUCCAAUUUGAUCUGGCUGAACUACCGUCGAAAAGCAAGAGAAAGAGGCGGGAAGAUUGAGAGUCUCGUUACAUCAUCUUGACUUUUACGUUAGAGACACUUGCUGUGGUUAGCAGGUUAAUUCUGACGAUUAAGUGAUCUAGUCAACAAAAACCGUGACCGAUACGCGGUGUUCAAUCACUUCUUCCGUCUCAUUCUCUGCUUUUCCCAUGGCUGUCAUCUACUGGUGAAUGCCGUGACAGCCCUGUUGCCGAGUAGCAAAUGGCCUAUUACCUCACUGGAGAAAAAAGUCGCUUGGAUCUAGAGUCCAGACUCUUGAAAACAUUGACAAGUAAAAAUACUCUUGAUUCAAUCGGACUUUUUGCUUGAAUCAAAAGGAAA
This is a messenger RNA of Bemisia tabaci, 5219 nucleotides long. RefSeq lists its product as uncharacterized. The record is from RefSeq and is a predicted model, not a curated record. Lineage: Eukaryota; Metazoa; Arthropoda; Insecta; Hemiptera; Aleyrodidae.